Molecule: messenger RNA, 3553 nt
Organism: Acanthochromis polyacanthus (spiny chromis)
Lineage: Eukaryota; Metazoa; Chordata; Actinopteri; Pomacentridae
Exons: 2
Coding region: 912-2729 (605 amino acids)
Source: RefSeq, a predicted model, not a curated record
UGACAGUGCAUUGAAUUAAAAAGCAGUGAAUCAGGAAUGUGUCGAUGCAUGUUUUUCAUUGGACGAUGCUGGAUGAUGUCACUGAGUUGCAGCUAAUCAAAUGUGCCGCUCAGUGUUUAUUCUGGUCGACUUAAUACUGGGAAAAUCCUGCAUUUUUCACACAGUUGUAUUGGCCCUAAAGGAGCCUACAGGACUUUAAAUGGGCCCUAUAGAAGACCUACAGGUUCCUACAUUAGAUUAUAAGUAACUACAGGUUUCUACAGGGCCUUACAGGACCUUACAAGGGCCAUAUAGAGGUCCUACAGGGUCCUACAGAGGUCUACAGGGGCCCAAAGACUAAGGAGCCCCUGAGCUUCACCUGAAUAACGUCCCUAAAAGACUGACGAUACUGAGACACGGUGUGAGAUCAGUGGAAAUAGUCUCAUUAUCAGCAGAUUCAGUCCUGAUUUACUUUAUUUCUUAGAUCUUUUAUUUGAUUUUUUUGUAUUUACAUCCCCCUAUCAAAUAUUAUUAAGGUACAAAGGUUUGAUGCAAACACUGAGCACAGAUCUGGUAUUUGCUGACAACUUUCCUCCACUUCUGAAAGGAGGAGGAAGACUGAGGAUGAACAAGAGGAGAAGAAGAAAUGGCGAGGCAAGUUGAGACCAAGAAGGAGGAAGGAGUUUAAAAAAAGAGAGAUGGAGGAGGAGUGAUGGUCUCAGCCCUGCCUCUCCUCCUCUUUAAUUUAUUCAUCGACUCUGGAGCAACGAGGACGAACAAACAGUUGAAGAUUUCCUCCUUUUCCUCCUCGGCAGGCGGUCGGGAUGGAUUUCCUCCAUCAAACACUCCUCUGUUGAUUUAAAGACCCUGAACAGGUGUCGAAAGUCAGUUUCAGCCAUCUCCUUGAUUCCUGCUAAUCAAAAACCAUCACCAUGGAAAGCCACCCAGAUGUUAUAAAACGAAGGAAGGGUGUUGCCCAAUCAGAAGGCCUCACUCCGGAGGAGGAGGGGCUUGUGGAUGCCCUUGGCAACACAGAAUCUAACGCCAACUGGGGGGUGGAGCCUAACUUCAACCUCAACCUCAAUAUGACUUCGCCGAGCAACCCCCGUCCAGCAACGGAGACCUCGAAGCUGCACGGAGGCAACAAAAAAGAUAAUGGCAAUAAAGGAGAGAUGAAAGGAGCGGUGGCCACGGCAACGGGCAAGUCAGCAAGCACCUUGGCAACCACUGUGAUGUUACCAGGUGAGAGAGAUGAUCCAUCACGGCAAAAAAGCAAAAUUCCAGCUUUGUCUCGUUCACCGACAGCCGAAGCGAACAGCAGAGACGAACAGCGGAUAAAGACCACGAACAUCAAAUACACCCCAACAUUGAGCUUGAAGUCACAAACUCACAGCAACAUGGUGGAAAGUCCAAAACCACACCGCACAGAGCAAACAGUGAUACCUAGCAGAACCACCGAAAGAAUCAAAACACAAACACAGAGAGCAGAACCUGCGAAACUACAAACUGCACUGAUGACCAGCGUGGCCACAAAGAAUACGAACAAAGCAACAGAGAGCCUAAAAACACAAUCAAGCAGAAAGGAAGAUGGUGGAAAAGAGAUUGGCACUGACAGACCAUCGCCACAAACGCUACAUCUGCCAGUGAGCCCAAACGUCCACAAUCAGAGAGGAGAUAUAGAGGCUGUUAAUCUAAAACUGGUGAAUCGAACCCCGACGAUGGCAGCCAGAACCCCCAAACCAAACCCAACCACUACGAUCAAGUUAAACCAACAUGAUUCAAGACCUCAUGGUUCUGAGACAUCCUCCAUAGCUACAAAACCACAGAAUCAGAAGACAGAAUCAGCACUGCUAGGUACCAAGAACCCUCAAGUGACUUCUCUAAGUCCCAAACCAUCCACACAGAGAAAAGUCACAGGAACGAGAAACGGUUCCUCAUCAGAGUCCAAAGAGAAUCUUGAUAGCAAAGAUUCAUGCACUGGUGCUGCAUCCAAAACCACUUCCAAAUCCAGUUCAAACUGUAAAACAACAACAGUGUCCAAGGAUAGUCUGGAUUCCAAAACUGGCACCAAAGUCAGCCCCUUUUCAGAAACAGGGUCGCGAGAUAGUCUAGAUUCUAAAAGUGUUUCUGCUUCUAAAACCAGUUCGGACUCCAAGGAUAGCUUAGACUCCAAAACUGGUUCCAGUCACAAAGCCAGUCCCAACUCUGGAGAUAGCCUCAACUCUAAAAAUACUGAAGGGAUCAAAGCAAACAAAAUCCAAGAUUCCAAAACUGGAAUGGGAUCAAAGGGUGACCAAGAUCCUAAAUCACUUCCAGACUCUAAAGUUGGUUUCAAUGUCAGAAUCAGUCCAAGUGUUGAGUUUGGUACGGAGUUGAACCUCUGUUCUCGUCCUGAUGCCAUCUCCAGUUCUAUACCAGUACUGACCCGUUCAACAUCUGGAUCUGUUUCCCCAUCAGCCUCUAGAACUAGUUUGUCUGGGUCCAAAGACACCAACCUUAAGACCAGAGGUUCUAAUUCUAAACUCAGUUUAGACCCUAAGGCUGGAUCAGAUACUUCUAAAUCUGGAUCAGUAUCGUCUAGUUCAAGGCCAGCUCUGAUAGAUUUGUCUUCGUCGUUGACACUGUCUUCAAGACCCGGCUCAGCAAGUAGGAGUCCUGGAUCUGGACCUCGAAAAGGUCUGGGUUCUAGUUCAACUGGACCAAACAGGGAGGUUCUGAGAAGUCCUGGUUCUGCUCCUGGUAAGUCUUGAUUUAACUGAAGGUGGCAAUCUUGGAAAACUGAGAUCAAUAGAUUCUCAGUCAGUAAUGUGAAGGUGAGCAGUUGGAGAAAAUCAACUUUAGUCAAGAAAUUCAGAAGUUAAGAACAUUCACUGAAUGUAAGGAUGAACAAACCCUCCAUGAUGCCAUCUGGAGGUCAAAACUCAGUGUGCUGGUUCUGGUCGCCACCAUCCUGGCAAUACCUGACUCCUAGUUAAUGUAAAAAAGAGGUAGACCAUGGACUGUCCUAUGACAACUUACACUCAAAGUGGCCACACUCUUAAGUAUACGUAUCUUUAAGCCCUGAUCCAAGUUAAAUAAUUCUGAAUUUUAAAAAUUCACCCCCUGUACAGCAUCAUGAAGAGGGAAAGUGUCUAUAUAGAUCAAAACUGUUUACUAUUCUAGGCUGUAAACAUGUUUUUCUGCUGUAAAGUUAGACAUUUUAACAUGGAAGUCUGUUGGAACUGGCUGACUGCUGGUGUCAAAUGUCCAUUUCACACUGUGCAAUGUAGCAUCAAAUCACUGGUUUUGGAAUCACUUCAAAGCAAAGUUGAGUACUAAACAUGAACAACUUUGUUGGUGUGGUAGCCAUUUUUAGGACAAAACAAUAAAAAGGCAUCUUGUAGGUUCUUGAAAGAGUCCAUGUUUCAUUGAUUUUUUUAUUUUUCGGGUCUACUAGAAUCUAUUAGCACUCCAUUUUAGAUUCAGUCUUUCCUGCAUCUUCAAACCUGUAAUAAUUCAUGGGGCAGCAAGGCUCAAGUAAAAUACAGUACUGAGUUGCAUUAUUGAACAUGUAGAAUAACUGAUGCCGUUAGCU